This is a messenger RNA of Aspergillus neoniger CBS 115656, 872 nucleotides long. Its product is annotated as LYR motif-containing protein. The transcript is spliced from 6 exons. Bases 307 to 645 code for a protein of 112 amino acids. The record is from RefSeq and is a predicted model, not a curated record. Gene Ontology annotation, biological process: iron-sulfur cluster assembly. NCBI's taxonomy places the organism in Eukaryota, Fungi, Ascomycota, Eurotiomycetes, Eurotiales, Aspergillaceae. Gene Ontology annotation, cellular component: L-cysteine desulfurase complex; mitochondrion.
CGCUUGCAUCCCCAUCCGGAAGCAUCCGUUUUUCUUUAUAUAUUCUGCUUGUCAGAAUAACCUUAUUUCGACUCUUGCUGGGAUAGAAUCCCUGGUCUAGUUGACUGUUGAGGCGACUCGACUCUUGACCGCAUCGCCUAGCUGUACCCCCGCGUUAGCGGCCGAGCCGAUUAGAAAUCCAGGAUCCCUGUAUCUGGAAUCGCUUUUAGCAUCAUCAUCAUCAUCAUCAACAUAAUCUUCAGCUUGUCCUAUCUUUCCAGUUAUACAAAGUUUAUAAUCGCAUCUCUCCACUCAAAUUCGCCCAUCAUGUCUGUGCCGACCAUGCAGCGUGAAACGGCCUUCCAGGUCCGGUCUCUGUUCCGCUCUUUGCUCCGUCAAUCCUCCCAGUUCUCGAACUACAACUUCCGCGAGUAUGCCCGCCGGCGCACGAUGGAUGCCUUCCGCGAGCACCAGAAGGAAUCCGAGGACCGACGGAUACAGGAGUUGAUCCAGGAUGGACUACAGAACUUGCGGAUGAUGAAGAGGCAAACCAUUAUCAGUCAGUUCUACCAGCUGGAUCGGUUGGUUGUUGAGGGUCAGAAGACUGGUAAGCAGACUGGCACGGAAGGAAACAUUGUUCGCCAGAAGGAUACUGGCUGGGACUAAACGCCCAACGGGGAUCAUUUGUUUUUUCGUAGCGAGAGUACGGAGUUGAGGGGAAUCCAGCACCAAUACGAUAUCAAUAUCAUUUGGGGCCAUUUGAGCCGAUGGCCCGAAGAUGAAGGAAUAGCAUAGAUCGAAGGGUUCUGUAUUUUUAUUGAAAGCCACUGCGCUUUAGGCAGCGAUUCUUACUCUUACUCAUCUGGAAUACCAUUCUUCGCUCUCUAUUAGCC